Callorhinchus milii (elephant shark) is the source of this 819-nucleotide messenger RNA. Its product is annotated as lebercilin LCA5 like. Gene Ontology annotation, biological process: intraciliary transport. Gene Ontology annotation, cellular component: axoneme. The transcript is spliced from 4 exons. The coding region runs from base 1 to 819 and encodes 272 amino acids. The record is from RefSeq and is a predicted model, not a curated record. Lineage: Eukaryota; Metazoa; Chordata; Chondrichthyes; Chimaeriformes; Callorhinchidae.
AUGCUGCAGCACUGGCCCCGCCUGGGCGGGAGGGGCAACAGGCCUCAGCCCGGCUCGGGCCGGGGCGAGGACGGGGUGACCCUGCGCCUGCUCUCCGCCAGGCUCCACAAGACCAAGGAGCUGCGGAACGAGGUGUGCGAGCUGCAGAGGGAGCUGGCCAGCGCCCGGGUGGAGAACAAGAUGCUGAAGCAGCUGCAGUACCGGCACAUGAAGGCCCUGGUGAAGUUCGAGCACGAGCAGAGCAACCUGCCCCAGCUGCUGUCCCGGCACGAGACCGAGGUGCGCAUGCUGAAGGAGCUGCUGCGCCGCUCGCAGGAGCAGGACCGUUGCGUGUCCCGCCAGCUGCGGGAGGCCGAGGGCGAGCUGUGGAAGACCAGGGAGACCCUGCACAAGCUCAAGCUGCUGUGCAGCAAGGCCAACCUGGCCGAGCGCGAUGAGCUCACCUCCCGCAUCGCCCUCCUGAGCCAGAAACUGGACAGCGAGCAGGAUAGGAUACAGGAGAAAGAAAGGCAGCUGGCAGCUAAAAAUAUUUACUCUAAUCGCAUGCUGCAGAGUAUUCCAAAGGUGGAUAUAUCUCCGCCAAAGCAGAAAGUGGAUAAUGCUAUACAGACAGAAGAGUUGGCCUCUCCCAUCAUUCCAUUCUCUCCUCAUAAUGUUCUUCCAAACCUAGACAAGAAGACUAUCGCACACGAGCAGCGGGAGGCGCACAAAGAAACGGGGGAUGAAGACAAUGAAGAAGAGGCACGAGUCUCGAGAAGACUUAGAAGAGAACAAGAAAAUGAGAAGGAAGAGGAGGCAGAGAGGUUAAAGAAAGGUUAG